Molecule: messenger RNA, 1187 nt
Organism: Triticum aestivum (bread wheat)
Lineage: Eukaryota; Viridiplantae; Streptophyta; Magnoliopsida; Poales; Poaceae
Exons: 3
Coding region: 206-928 (240 amino acids)
Source: RefSeq, a predicted model, not a curated record
UGUCAUCCAGCUCCAGCUCACAUUUACACGCACAGGCUCGCAGUAGCAGUACUAGUUGUACUAGACCUAUUGCCCACUAGAUAAAUGCAAAAGCCUCUGUAGCUCACGAGAGCCAUGAGUGAGGUGAGGCUCUCUAUCCCCACAAAGCUCAAGAACACUUUGACACUAUUAUCCGCGUUGCAUCCAAAGAUCACAGCCACAUAUCAUGAGCACCAGCUCAGAUGAGAGAAUGUUUGAGAUGGAUGCCGAGCCAGCAUCACCAACGGAGUCGGCCCCUACGCAGCAUCAAACUACUUGCCACAUCAUUGAGGGCGUCCUUGGGGGCUGCACGCCAUUGGAGAUGGAGAUAUAUGAGAGGGCCAUGGAGCAUGUGAGGGAGAUGGGGGAGGGGAGGAAGAGGAGCAGCUUGAAGAAGGGGCUCAUGGUGAGGCUGAGGAAGGAUGGCUACGAUGCUUCUCUCUGCAGGUCUUCCUGGGUCGCCACCACCCAGCAUCCCGGAGGUGACCACGAGUACAUCGACGUCCGCGUGGCGGGGGACGGCGGGGCCGGGCGGACCAGGCUAAUCGUGGACAUAGAUUUCAGGUCCCAGUUCCAGCUGGCUAGACCGGCCCCAUGGUACGCCCACCUCUCGGCCCAGCUGCCCGCCGUGUUCGUGGGCCCGCCGGACAGGCUGCGGAAGGCCGUGGCGCUGCUCUGCCUCGCCUCGCGCCGCUCGCUCCGGGAGAGCGGUCUAGACGUCCCGCCGUGGAGGCGGUCCAGCUACAUGCAGGCCAAGUGGUUCCCCUCCCCCGCGCCGCUGCCGGACGGGGACGCCGCGGUGGCCCAGCAGUCGCAGUGGUCGGUGGCCAAGCCGGGAGCGGCCGGGUCCCGGAGGUCGGGCCUCUCGAUGGAGAUGGACGGCCAGGAUGCCUCCUCGUGGGCGCAGUGAGAAUGUUUUUUUUUCAUCAUCCUUCGCUGUUGGAUAGGGGUAGAAAGUUUUAGGUUGGACGGAGGUGUGGUGGUGGUGCCGUGGAGCUAGUAGCUAGUCACAGGUCAGUAGUCAGUGUUCUGUGGAAGCAGUGGUCACCUUUCUAAAUUUUUGCUUACGCCGUCAACAGUCGCCUCUGACAGCCACCACAUUUUGGGGUGCAUUUUCUGGGUUCAGCAGAAAUCCAUGUCGCAAGUUUAAUCCAGCAAUGUGGCAAAAA